AUGUUUCCUGUCUCUAACACCCACUUUGGCUGCCUCCGUUCUUGUCUCUCAUGUACGCUCACUGCCAGGUUGUGCCUCCUGCCAAUUCCAACCGUUUCUUCUUCCCAUUCUCUUUUCCCCUGUCUUUCCCCCAUCCUCUUUCCCCCCGCCCACCUCUGCUACACCCAGUUUGGCUGCCUCUCCUCGCGCCUCAUGUAUGCGCGCAUUCGCGAGUUUGGCUGCCUCUCCUCGCGCCUCAUGUACGCUCGCAUUCAGGAGGUGCUUUCCAAACUUCCAACCCUCACUUCACCCCGUUCUCUUCUCCUAUGUCCCCUACUUCCACCCCAUCCCCAACACCAGUUUGGCUGCCUCUCCUCGCGUCUCAUGUACGCUCGCAUUCAGGAGGUGCUUUCCAAACAGCCCGGCCACACAAAGCCGCCGGUGUCCCUGAUAGGACAGCUGCUGUGGCGGGAAUUCUUCUACACAGCAGCAUACGGCACACCCAACUUUGAUCGCAUGCAAGGCAGCAGCAUCUGCAGGCAGAUUCCCUGGAAGGCAGAUCCUGAGCUGUUGGUCGCGUGGCGAGAUGCGAAAACCGGCUUCCCCUGGAUCGAUGCCAUCAUGGUUCAGGUGACUAAUUCAGGUGGUAACUGGCGCAGGCAGAACCGGGUGCAUGCAGGUAGCAUCAUGCAGGGCAGCAGCAUCUGCAGGCAGAUUCCCUGGAAGGUGGACACGGAGCUGUUGGCUGCGUGCUCCGCCAGUGGGGGUGGAUGCACCAUCUGGCGCGCCACUGCGUCGCGUGCUUCCUCACUCGAGGCGAUCUGUUGGUGCAUUGAGAGCUGGGGCGAGAUGUAUUCGACCGGCUCUUGUUGGAUAGGGAUUGGCCAUCAACAACGGCAACUGGCUCUGGCUCUCCCCUCCCUCACCCUGCUCCACUCCUCCCAACCACUCCAUCCUCCCCAUCCCUGCAUUGACACAGUUGGUGCAUUGAGAGCUGAGCCAAGAUGUAUCCGCGUCCGCCUUCUUCUCCCGGUAUUACCGCAUCUACUCCCCCAUCACCCAUCUGGGCUGGACGAGUGUGACAGCCUGCUGUGCUGUGGUUUGGUACACUGGGAGCUGGGGCGAGACGUGUUCGACCGGCUGUUGGUGGACUCUGAUUGGGCCAUCAACAACGGCAACUGGCUUUGGCUCUCCGCCUCUGCCUUCUUCUCCCAGUACCACCGCAUCUACUCCCCUGUCACCUUUGGCAAGAAAUACGACCCCUCGGGGAAAUUCAUCCGCCACUUCCUGCCUGUUCUGAAAGACAUGCCGUCGCAGUACAUUUACGAGCCAUGGACCGCACCUCUGGCUGUGCAACGCAAGGCCAACUGCAUCAUUGGGAAGGACUACCCUCGUCCGAUUGUCGACCACGCGGAGGCCAGUAAGCGCUCCACCCCCUCCGCCACCACCGCCUCCUCCUCCGCCCCCUCCACCGCCUCCACCGCCACCGCUGCCGCCACCACCACCGCUGCCGCCACCUCCGCCGCCUCCGCCGCCGCUGCCACCACUACCACCACCACCCCCUCCACCACUCCCGCCGCCACCCCCACUCCCUCCGCCGCCUCCACCGCCACCUCCACCGCCCCCUCCAGCUCCACCCGCGCCCUUGCCCCCCUUGCCCUUGCCAGAGCGGCGUCGCCCACUAGGGCGUCGUGA
Messenger RNA from Closterium sp. NIES-65, 1674 nucleotides. The record is from the annotation of a GenBank genome assembly. Lineage: Eukaryota; Viridiplantae; Streptophyta; Zygnematophyceae; Desmidiales; Closteriaceae.